This is a messenger RNA of Spirometra erinaceieuropaei, 336 nucleotides long. The record is from the annotation of a GenBank genome assembly. Lineage: Eukaryota; Metazoa; Platyhelminthes; Cestoda; Diphyllobothriidea; Diphyllobothriidae.
AUGUCCAUCAAAACUACACACAAGCCUGACACACCGUCAAACGCCAACACCGGCACCAGCGCCGACACCAGUGGUGAGGACCUGGUCUAUACCUGUCCUCACUGCGAUCGCACCUUCACUUCACAAAUCGACCUGAGUGGCCAUUUGCGAAUCCACCGCACAGGGACCGACAAGCCAGUGCCUGGAGCACAAACCUGCAUCCGCCUUCACUGUCCACGCUACCCUCGCACAUUCAUGUACCGCAUGGGCCUAUUCGGCCACAUGCGUAUUCAGGAGAGCCGAAUUGACCGCAACAUUGACACCCCUAGCACAUCCAGCACACCCUUCGAUGCCUAG